This is a messenger RNA of Lactuca sativa (garden lettuce), 396 nucleotides long. Lineage: Eukaryota; Viridiplantae; Streptophyta; Magnoliopsida; Asterales; Asteraceae. The record is from RefSeq and is a predicted model, not a curated record.
AUGAUAUACCACCACCACAACCCUCCCACCCAUCACCACCGCCCGUCACCACCACACCUCCACCUUUACCACUCAUCGCCACCACACAUCACCAUACGCCGCCACCACCCAUCAAAAACAUCACCAUCACUACCCACCAUCCUACCUGUCACCCCUACCACACUUUACCACCAUUACCUAUCACCACCCACAACCACCAAGAACCAACUAUCACCCAUGACCACUAUCACCAACAAUCCACCACCAUUACUACCACUCACUGCCCCCACCCCUACUCAUCACCACCAGUUACCACCCCCACCUCUACCAUAUCCACCACCUACCACACACCACCACCCAUCUCCACCACAUGACCACGACUUGCUACCUACAACCACCAACACCAUAUGUGAUUAA